Styela clava is the source of this 2406-nucleotide messenger RNA. RefSeq lists its product as uncharacterized. The record is from RefSeq and is a predicted model, not a curated record. Gene Ontology annotation, biological process: regulation of transcription by RNA polymerase II. NCBI's taxonomy places the organism in Eukaryota, Metazoa, Chordata, Ascidiacea, Stolidobranchia, Styelidae. Gene Ontology annotation, molecular function: RNA polymerase II cis-regulatory region sequence-specific DNA binding; DNA-binding transcription factor activity, RNA polymerase II-specific.
AUUAAUUUAACAGAUAUUUAAACCUAAAUGGAAUCGAUAUCAAGUAAUUAUUAGCGAUUCGAGCGAAUUCAACAUACGAUAUAAAUUAGUUUACACAAGAAAACAAGUCUAAAGAUCAUUACCAGGGAAAUACAGAAGAUCCCCGACAGUGUUACGAUUUUUAAGAAAUGGUGAUGCACACAGAAAGCCAAAUGAGUGCGUACAGUUAUGGCUAUGACUCUGGAGCAGCAGCAGCCGCUGCUUCAGGAUACUUUGGAAAUCCUCGUGGGGCAGCAAGUUUCGGAAAUCCAGUUGCUGGUGGUUACAGCGGCCCAGCCUCCUCCUACAUGUCUCAUUAUGCAUCUCCUCAAAGUGUACCAGGUCAAGGACCGCCAAUUGCUGCUUCAGCUGGAAGUCCGGUUGGACACAGCGGCUCACAUUCACAAAGUCUGCAUGGUGGGUAUUCAUCAGGUCCUCCGGCACACUCUCUGGGCUCCCCAUCAGGAGGAUUUCACAGCUUAGCAUACGGAAGUGCAGGGCAUGCGUAUGGAAGCAUCAUGAACCAGUAUCCAAACUGUGGACUUGGAGAUGCCGUUGUUCUACACCAAGAUGGAAAUCAUCUUGGCGCAGAUGUAUCAAUGAAAGGAAAAAAGAAGAAAAUGAGAAAGCCACGAACAAUAUACUCGAGUUUACAACUCCAAGCUCUCAAUAGGAGAUUUCAACAGACACAGUAUUUGGCUUUGCCAGAAAGAGCUGAACUUGCCGCUUCACUUGGCCUUACACAGACUCAGGUAAAAAUUUGGUUUCAAAACCGUCGAUCUAAAUUUAAAAAACUGAUGAAACAGGGACUGCAGGACAAAGACAAUCCUAUGAUGUCGUCUAAUAGCAAUGGGAACAAUAAUUCAAACUCACCAGCAUCGAUGACUUCCCCUAUGAUGGAUUCUUCUGCGAAUGGAGUUGAAGCUAAUGGGAGCAAUGGACAAGCAUGGAGUCCAAAUUCAGUAGAUCAUUCGCCACAAUCCCAGUCAGUUUCCGCAAUGUCUCCACCGGCACAUGGCAUGACAUCUCCUCACGGUGUAAAUUCGUCACAAUAUGACAUUAUUGCGCCUGCACAACAUGCUCUUCCACCAUUAACAAAUGCCCAAGACACACCUCAUCAUCCAGGAAUGAAAACUGAAUUGUCUUCUCCAAUUCCUAGCAACGGCAGUUCCACGGGCACAGGCCUUCCCUUAGCAUCAAGCGGAAGCGUCUUGCCAUCCUUCUCAAUGGCACCAAAUAACAUGACACCUGAAGCGACCUCUUCAGAAACGCUUCCGAAUCCGUUUUCGAUACAUCACCAGCACUCGAUGCAUUCUGCCCUUCCACCUCUACCUCAACACCAACAUCAACCAAUGAUGCAAUCAGCAUUUUGGUACGCUGGUUCUGACGACGGACAGGUUCCGACAAGUCAUGCAAUACAACAUGCGGCACAUGGAAUGAGGACGGCGUUUAUGAAGUGAUUGAAUGUGCGUCUGUUUCAUACUUGCACCAUUCCAAGGCGGGUUCAGAAACUACAGUACAUCUAGAUCGUGUCUAAAUACAAGAUACGUUGGUCUGAUUCCAAGCCGUUCAGAGUGGAUAUGAAAGACUGGUCAGAAUAAACAUAAUUGCACAUUCGAAAAUUAAAGACAAGCAGUGUGACAUAAACAUAUUAUUGUCACUGUGACACGCGCUGCUUUGCAAUUGCGCUUCAUCCUUUACCAAUCGCUUGCAUGAUAAAAUGCCUAUGAGUGUGCGCGUUUCCGCAUCUACGGCGUAUAUCAAAAUUGAUCCAAUAUCAUAUUUGAAAUGUUCUUAUGUUUAUCCAUUUUUUUAACCUUCAUUUUUCAAAUGCUCAUUGUAUAUAAUCAAAGCGUGGGAGUUAUGUUCGUUUAUAUCUCACGCGAUCCAUGCCGAAUUCCCUUUUUUUCAAAUAUUAUUAUUUCCUUUCAAUUUCAUCAAGGCAAUCAUUUGCACAAUUAACUGUGUUUUACAGUGACAGUAACCAAUAUAAUUAUUUUCGUGCACUACCUUGUAGAUGACUAACUGAACGAUUUUACUUUAAAAAUGAAUGCAUUUACUAUACUCAUAAAAUGCCUUAUUUUUUGAUGAUCCACCGGUCUGGGACCGUAUUACUUUAAUGAUAUUCAUUUUUUGCUUUUUAUUUUAUUUAUUGUAUCUAGAACUCAUUCUCCCUUUUACAAACCAACGGAGUUUAAAGAUUCAAAGGACAUUCCAUUCAGGCAAAACGAGAGAUGUUCAUUUACCUUCUGACUGAUUUAAUAAUUUACUGGGAUUUUUUGAAAACGGGCUGAUACAAGAAAAAAAUAAUAAAACUGACUUUAAGGCUGUGACCAUAAAAUAUUAUCACUUUCAUUCAUUUGCUACGAAUACAUCUAUACGGAAAAA